GUUUUUGAAAACAACAUGUUGCACGAACAAUGUCGAACGCCAGAAGAGCCAAGUGUUUAUCGCCAGCCGAUAAUAGCAUUCAGUUCAAUUUGAAAUACGAAUGAAGCCAAAUGUCUGUGAUCGUCGUGUAAUUCAGCUUCUUCGUUUACAACAAUUUCCAUUAUAGUUUUUAUUUUCUUUGUCUGCUAAAUUGGAUCUUGAUCACAUCUUUGCGCAACUAGUUUCAAACCAUUUGUUGGCUGGAACGUAUUGAAAUUUGGGGCGAAAAAAUUGUGCAAAUAAUACUCCUUCAUCGAAUUAUUAUUGUCUAAAACGACAGAAUUCAACACGAGUAUUUUUUUAAAUAUAAUUUAUGUGUCAGUGACAUUGAAAGUAACUGAAAAUUGAUACGGUGUUUUUUUCACCGGAAAUAAACAGGAAUUCCUAGUGUGGAAUAGUGAGAAAAAAAACACAAUUGAAUUUUUGUUGUAUUGAUUCCACGUGUGCGUGUGUCGGUCAAGUGUUAAUUUAAGUAGAUAACGAGGAGCCAGACAGCAAAAGCCAGUGAAAAUGUCAUGCUUUUCGAAAUUUUUCAAAAUUCACAAGUCAUUUGACUUGCCAGUGCUGAAUUCGGUGCCAGGAGUUGUAUCAAAAACAUUUUCGUUCCAGAAAAACACCGAAUUCGAUUUGGACACUAUCGAUAGCGAUAAAAUUUCACAAAAGAGUCGCAAAUCAAAAUACACAAGAAAUGGCAGCAUUCCAAAUAAUCGCAUUUCACCGAGAGGAUCACAAGUGACGAUGGAUUCAAGUCGUAUGUCACAAAUAUCAGAAAAGAAAGAGCCGCCGCCGCAUCAUAAUUUCGAAUAUGACAAAAUCCUUGAAACAACCGCGCUCGAAUUGCCCGAUUCAUUGUCAAUGAAAUGUGUGCCAAAGCAAACACUUGACGAUUCCUACUACGACGACGAAUAUCCACAAAUCCUGGAAGCGUCUGCGUCAAGUCAAUCUGACGAAAGUGAUCGCCAAAAAGCCGACUCAGGUAUUGAGACCGAUGAAAUCGAAGAAGCACAUAAAUCGGUUAGUUUCUCAGAGAAUGUACAGAUUUUAGGCGAGAUUAAAGUCAACGGAGAAAAAACACAAAAGUCACAAAAUGGUGCCGACACCAGUCAUAGUAAUUCGAGUGUAAUUGAUAGUAAUUCGGUGGGUGGUGAAAGCAACAACGAUUCGUUGACCAAUUUAGAUGAUACGAGUGAGGCGUUAAAUGAACAGAAUGAACCGCGUCCGCGAAUGAAACGAGAGGGUGUUAUUGCCGACAGUAUUGAUCAGAAAAGUACACGUGAUUUUGAUUUGGAUUUGAAAGUCUAUGAAAAAAGCGAAGAAACGGAACAUCUUAUCAAGUCAGCUAUUAUGAGUAAUGACUUCCUUGCGAAUAUGAUGGAUGAGGAGCGGCUACAAGCGCUUGUCAAUGCAAUGAUACCCCAAGUGCUGAAAGCAAAUAGCUAUGUGAUAAAAGAAGGUGAAACGGGCAAUCAGUUUUUUGUCUCGGCCGAAGGUGAAUAUGAGGUCAUCAAAGAAGGUGUUUGCAUCAAAACAUUUGGGCCAGGCAUUGUGUUUGGUGAAUUGGCCAUUUUGUAUAAGGCUCGUCGAUUUGCUUCGAUUAAAGUUACAAGGGAUGCUUUCGUUUGGGCUUUGGAUCGGAAAAUAUUUCAAAAAAUCAUGAUGAAAACGGGGAGCCAGGAGCGAGAGCAAAACAUGAAAUUCUUGAGUUCGGUCCGUGUAUUGCAAGGUGUUUCUGAUAAUGUGUUGCACAAAAUCGGUGAUUUAUUGAAGCGUGAAUUUUAUGCCACCGGCAGUACAAUCAUUCGGCAAGGUGAUCAAGGUGAUAAGUUUUAUAUAAUCCGUGGUGGAAGCGUGACUGUGACAAAACGAAUGGAUGACGGUGUUCGCAUUGUUGGUAUGCUCAAACGUGGUGAUUAUUUCGGUGAACAGGCAUUGAUCAACAAGGCACGUCGAAUGGCUUCGAUCAUCGUCAACGACCCGGGAACAGAAUGUUUGACGUUGGAUCGAUCCGCAUUCACAAAAUACUUGGGCACAAUAGAAGAGCUUAAGCAGAAACCAGUUGAUCAAAUUCCUGACGAAGAAAGCAUUAUCAUACCAACUCCGAAAACAAACGUCAUCAGCCCACUUUACGAUCAUAUUCAACUGUCGGACUUGGAGAUAAUCGGUACAUUGGGUGUUGGAGGCUUUGGACGCGUCGAAUUGGUGCAAUACGAUAAAAAAGAAACGUUCGCCUUGAAAAUACUGAAAAAAGUUGACGUGGCAACCCAAGGUCAGAUCGAGCAUGCAUACAGUGAAAAAGACAUCAUGUCAUCGUGCGACUCAUCGUUUAUUGUCAAGUUGCACAAAACAUAUCGCAAUCGAAAAUACUUGUACUUUUUGAUGGAAUGCUGUCUGGGAGGUGACGUUUGGACGCAGCUGCAAAAAACCAAAUUUUUCGAUGAAAAAACAUCGAAAUUUGUUGCUGCAUGUGUUGUUGAGGCGUUUGAUUAUUUACAUACACGUGGAAUUAUUUAUCGAGAUCUGAAGCCGGAAAAUUUAAUGAUCGACGCCGACGGAUAUGUGAAACUGGUUGACUUUGGAUUUGCGAAACGAGUCGGUCCGAAUUGCAAAACAUGGACUUUUGCCGGAACACCGGAAUACGUCGCGCCUGAGAUUAUAUUGAAUAAAGGUCACGAUCGUGCCGUUGAUUAUUGGGCGUUGGGAGUUUUCAUUCAUGAACUGUUGGUAGGGAAACCGCCAUUCCGUGGAAAAGAUCACAUGAAAACUUAUAAUUUGAUACUACGAGGUAUUGAUGUGGUGACCUUUGCGCAAAAAAUACCAAAAAGUGCACAGCACCUAAUCAAAGGCCUGUGCAGACAAACACCAACCGAUCGAUUGGGAUAUCAGAAGAAAGGCAUCGCCGAAAUCAAGAAACAUGCGUGGUUUGAAGGAUUCCAAUGGGAUAAACUGGAAGACAGAACACUUACGGCACCGUUAAAACGUCCAAUCAAAAAUAACAUCGAUCUAUCCAAUUUCGAUGAGUAUCCACGUGAUCGUGACGAACCUCCAGAUGAUAUUUCCGGUUGGGAUGCAUAUUUCUAAGCUGAUCCAUUUUGGUUCUACAUCAAUGUUAUAUAUUUUAUACUAAUUUCACUACUAGGAUAAUGCUACGCCUUAAAUUGUACAAUAAUUUUUAUUGUAUUCCUAAGAUCCUACUUACCACACUUUAUAUGUCGUAUAUAUGCUCUUGAGAAUGAGUUGCCGAAGUGUUUGCAAGAAGAAACUACGAAUCCGUCAUACGCAAAAGAGCGCAAUGAAAUUUUCAAAUUGAAAUGUUUGUACAUGCAAAUACGACUGGUUAUAUUGUCUUGCUUCAAUAAUUUUUUACCCUGAUUACUACAGAAAUGUGAUUAUCUUUUGCUUUCGACGGAUUCGAGUUUCUUUUAUUCGGUUCGGGUUGAAUAUUCAAAACAACUCAAGUUCCCUCCUUUGUGGCAAACAAAUUCGAGUAUGUCUCAUUUGCAAACAUACUAAGGUCCGAAAAUGCUCAACGGCUAUAUAACAUUCGAUCCAAUACGGAUAUGCUCAUUAGUGCAGGCACUAAUUUUCGAAUGUACUUUAAAUCUGAAUAGCGAAAACAAAAAAUAUAUAACCGACGUACCUUGUUACAAUUUUGCUGGGCCAUUGAAAUCCAGUUGCUUGUUUUUUUGUUUGAAUUUCCGUUUGGAAAUUUCUCGAAAUGAAAUUGAUAAACAUGAUAUAUCUGAUUGAUAGGGGGAUGAGAGUUGUUGAAAUGAAAAACACAAGUAUGUAUAGUUUUGUUUACAUUUUACUUAAUGUUAACAUACAAUUAUUACACGUAGACAUAGCAAAAUUGUCUGUGAAGAGUUGGUUUAGUAAAUGAGCGAGAGAGAGAGAGAGAGAGAGAGAAAGAAAAUUGUUAAAUAAACUUUUAAAUAACGAUUGACAAUGGCAAACAGAA
Messenger RNA from Sitodiplosis mosellana (orange wheat blossom midge), 3997 nucleotides. RefSeq names its product cGMP-dependent protein kinase 1. Gene Ontology annotation, molecular function: ATP binding; cGMP-dependent protein kinase activity. The transcript has 10 exons. NCBI's taxonomy places the organism in Eukaryota, Metazoa, Arthropoda, Insecta, Diptera, Cecidomyiidae. Gene Ontology annotation, biological process: protein phosphorylation. The record is from RefSeq and is a predicted model, not a curated record. Bases 550 to 3117 code for a protein of 855 amino acids.